AUGCCGCGCGGCAUCAAGAAGCACAUGAAGCGGCUGGCAUGCCCGUCGCACUGGCUUUUGGACAAGCUGGGCGGCGUGUUCGCCCCCAAGCCGUCGCCGGGUCCCCACAAGAAGCGGGAGUGCCUCCCCUUGAUCCUCAUUCUGAGGAACAGGCUCAAGUACGCGCUCACGGGGUCGGAGGUGAACGCCAUCCUCAUGCAGAGGCUGGUCAAGGUCGACGGGAAGGUCCGCACGGACAAGACGUACCCCGCUGGCUUCAUGGACGUGGUGGAAAUCCCCAAGACGGACGAGCACUUCCGCCUGCUGUACGACGCCAAGGGCCGCUUCGUCGUGCACCGGAUCAGCAAGGAGGAGAGCAGCUACAAGCUCGGCAAGGUCAAGCAGGCGCAGUUCGGCAAGAAGGGCAUCCCGUACGUCGUCACCCACGACGGCCGUACCAUCCGCUACCCGGACCCUGAGAUCAAGGUCGGCGACACGGUCGUGAUCGACCUGGCGACCAACAAGAUCACGGACUACGCCAAGUUCGACACGGGCAACCUCGUGAUGGCCACGGGCGGCCACAACGCUGGCCGCGUGGGCGUGGUGACGUCCCGCGAGAAGCACCAGGGCGCGCACGACGUCAUCCACGUGCGCGACGCCACCGGCGCCGAGUUCUCCACGCGCGAGACCAACGUCUUCGUCAUCGGCAAGGGCAACAAGCCGCUCGUGUCGCUCCCGAAGGCCAAGGGUGUGCGUCUGACCAUCAUCCAGGAGCAGGCCAAGCGUCACAAGCUCUAA
This is a messenger RNA of Pedinophyceae sp. YPF-701, 777 nucleotides long. NCBI's taxonomy places the organism in Eukaryota, Viridiplantae, Chlorophyta, Pedinophyceae. The record is from the annotation of a GenBank genome assembly.